This is a messenger RNA of Morus notabilis, 808 nucleotides long. RefSeq names its product protein PROTON GRADIENT REGULATION 5, chloroplastic. Gene Ontology annotation, molecular function: electron transfer activity. Gene Ontology annotation, biological process: response to high light intensity; photosynthetic electron transport in photosystem I. Gene Ontology annotation, cellular component: chloroplast. Lineage: Eukaryota; Viridiplantae; Streptophyta; Magnoliopsida; Rosales; Moraceae. The record is from RefSeq and is a predicted model, not a curated record. The coding region runs from base 178 to 549 and encodes 123 amino acids. The transcript has 2 exons.
AAAUUUACAACAAAAUAUCCCUUCUUCCACACAAGUGAAUAAAACCCACAUAGAAAAUCUAUCACAAAGUUCUAGGAGAGUAAAAAUAACUUGCUGCAAAUUUGUUCCUGGGAAUUGCUCUAGAUAACUUGUAUUUUGGUGGGCUUAUUUUUUUUUUUUUUUUUUUUGGAGUUUCUAAUGGCAACUUCAAUUUCAGCAACUGGGUUGUGCUCUUCUUUCCAUGGAAGUUGGGGAAGUUCAAUGGCUGGUGAAGAUUACACCAUGUUAGCCAAAUCAGUACCAACACAAGUUAGGGUUGGGAAGCCAAUAAGAUCACAGCCCAUGAUGAAGAACGUCAAUGAAGGAAAGGGUCUCUUUGCGCCUAUUGUUGUUGUCACGCGCCAAAUUAUUGGGAAGAAACGUUUCAAUCAACUUAGGGGCAAAGCUAUUGCUUUACACUCACAGGUAAUCACCGAGUUCUGCAAAUCCAUAGGCGCCGAUCCGAAACAACGACAAGGGCUUAUUCGUUUGGCCAAGAAAAAUGGAGAAAGGUUGGGGUUCCUUGCAUGAUGAAUUGCAGUCCCAUGUUUUGUUCUCUCGUUGAGAAUUGUUUAAGGAUUUCAGAGGUCUUUCCAAGGACUGAUCUUCUGAUGUAGAUAUUUUUGUUCUCCUGGCUUCCGGUCCAGAAUCAAAACUCUCUCUCUUUCCCCCUCUUCUUAUAUAUGCUUGAACCGUAUCAUUCUUCAGUUUGUAAUACUUAUCUUUCUCAGAUUAUUAAAAUAAAAUCAGAACACAUUACUUAAUGGUAUCUCAAAGCGAUUAGCGUUCA